AUACAGCUACUCUGGGGAAUAUUCACUAGCAAAAAGUGUCAAAACUACUCCCUUACUUCUAGCUUGAUUAUAACAAGAAUUCAUAAAACAACAUGGAACAAAACAUUUGAGUACAUGGAUUUAUUUCAUCUUAAUGAAACACAGUUGAAUAAAACUUGUGUAACCACUUUUGUUCAAGUUGUUAAUAUAACUUCUAAACAAGCACAGGUCUAUAACAAUGUUAAAUGACAUCCACUCUUCUGCUAAAUCUACACAGCCCAUAAACAGCAGCUGCUUCCUUACAGUAUCAUCAAGUUCUAAGGGUGUACUCACACUAGUCACGGUAGCCCUGAACCGAACCCGAACGCGAUUAUCCCCCCUCCCCACUCCCCCGCUGGCCUGCACUCACACUUGCACUAAACUUUCCGGGCCGGGGCAAGCUUUUGUCAUGUAUGAGAUAAUGGAGAGCACUUUCGCUAAAAUUCUACAGAAUAAUUAAUAAUAAUUUAAUUAUAAUUUAUUCCGUGCAUUGAUUUUCACUUUUUGGACGUCAAACGCGCGGCGUGGUUCAAAACGCCUAGUGUGAGUACACCCUAAAGAUAAGAAUAUGAUUUAAAAGCUGGCUGUGUGCAGGAGUAUGUAAUAAUAAUUGCUUUUUCUCACUCUCCCUCACUCUCUCUCUCUCUCUCUCUCUCUCUCUCUCUCACUCACUCCACCCCAGAGAGCAGGUUAAAAGGACGUGUCCAGCACUGUUAAACUUACUUUAUGUGUACAAACUUUCUUUAUUCUGAGAUGAUCCCUGCACUAAAAUCCAUAUGGAGCAUGAAGAAUGGGAUAGUUCUUUUCUUCACUCCUUUGAUUUUUCUUCCACUUCCAGUGGUCAUCAACACAACGGAGGCCAGCUGUGCCUAUGUGAUCAUACUGAUGGCAGUUUACUGGUGUACUGAGGCUCUUCCUUUAGCUGUCACGUCACUGCUACCUGCUGUUCUCUUCCCCAUGCUUGGCAUCAUGCAGUCCAAAAUGGUGUGUAUGCAAUACCUGAAGGACACUAACAUGCUGUUUGUGGGUGGACUAAUGGUUGCUGUGGCAGUUGAGCACUGGAACCUGCACAAACGCAUCGCCCUUAGAGUGCUUCUCAUUGUUGGGGUGCGCCCAGCGCUCCUGAUGCUGGGCUUCAUGGGGGUGACAGCUUUCCUCUCCAUGUGGAUCAGUAACACGGCUACUACGGCCAUGAUGGUCCCCAUAGUGCAGGCCGUGCUGGAACAGCUGAACAAACAAGAGACAGAGUCGUCACAGACGACCUGUGGUGAGGAACGGCCCCAGGCCCCUGAGGCGGAAUACAAACAGACAGCAAAAGACAGAGACACAGAAGUGGUGCUACACAUGCUGGAUGUCUCACCAGAGGCCAAACGAAAGGAGUCAGCAGAGAAGCGGUUCAUGGCUAAAGGAAUGACUCUGUGUGUGUGUUAUGCUGCCAGCGUUGGGGGAACGGCUACACUCACAGGCACUGGACCUAACCUAGUACUGAAGGGUCAGAUGAACCAAUUAUUUCCUGACAAUGGUGAUGUCAUCAACUUUGCCUCAUGGUUUGGGUUUGCCUUCCCCAACAUGAUCAUCAUGCUGACAAUAGCUUGGCUCUAUCUUCAGUUCAUUUUCAUGGGAUUCAACAUUAGGAAGACAUGGGGAUGUGGAGCGGUAAAGUCAGAGAAGGAUAUAGCCGCCUAUAACGUGAUCCGGGAGCAGCAUCUUCAGCUGGGACCGAUGUGUUUUGGUGAACUCAGCGUUCUGGCUCUCUUCAGUUUGCUUGUAGCGCUGUGGUUUACGCGAGAUCCUGGAUUUGUAACAGGCUGGGCAACACACACCUUUAACACUGAAGCAGAAUAUGUGACAGAUGCUACAGUUGCAGUCUUCAUUGCCCUGUUGCUCUUCAUUCUGCCAUCUAAACCACCCCGGCUUUGCUUCUGGUCAUCAACUGGCUCUGAAACGGAGCCUCAACCCUCUUCUGCGCCCAGUCCAGCCCUGCUCUCCUGGAAAGUAGCUCAAAAGAAGUUACCCUGGAACAUAGUUUUGCUCCUAGGUGGAGGAUUUGCCCUAGCCAAAGGUAGCGAGGAGUCAGGUCUAUCCAGAUGGAUGGGAAACCAGUUGACUCCCCUACAUAGUAUCCCUCCUUGGGCCAUUGUUAUCAUCCUGUGCCUCUUGAUUGCCAUUUUCACUGAGUGUACCAGCAAUGUUGCCACAGCUACCUUAUUUCUUCCUGUCCUUGCUUCCAUGUCUCAAUCGGUUGGAAUCAACCCUCUUUACAUCAUGGUGCCAUGCACACUCAGUGCUUCCUUUGCAUUCAUGUUACCUGUGGCAACUCCACCAAACGCUAUAGUCUUUUCCUAUGGAUACCUCAAGGUUUCAGACAUGGCAAAAACUGGCAUGAUGAUGAAUAUCAUAGGGAUUUUCUGCAUCACCUUAUCCAUCAACACCUGGGGCAAGGCCAUGUUCAACCUAGACUCUUUCCCUGCAUGGGCCAACCAAACAGUAAUAUGACAGACAGUACAAGGCCAAAUGGAAACCAGCAAGCUGCUUAUUUUCUUCGCAUCAUUCUCAUAAACGACGUGGAUCAAAGCUGCAGCAGAGAGAAAAUGAAACCUGCCAUGUCUUGCAGGACUAUUUUGCACACUCAUAACCUGUUUCAGAGCUACAGUAACUAAGCACAAGGAUAUACUACAGUAUGUUCAAAUGUUUGGGGCUCUUACGAUUUUUUGAUGUUUUUAAAA
This is a messenger RNA of Cyprinus carpio (common carp), 2744 nucleotides long. RefSeq names its product solute carrier family 13 member 5b (gene slc13a5b). Lineage: Eukaryota; Metazoa; Chordata; Actinopteri; Cypriniformes; Cyprinidae. The record is from RefSeq and is a predicted model, not a curated record. Gene Ontology annotation, cellular component: membrane. Gene Ontology annotation, molecular function: citrate transmembrane transporter activity; succinate transmembrane transporter activity; sodium:dicarboxylate symporter activity. Gene Ontology annotation, biological process: citrate transport; monoatomic anion transmembrane transport.